AUGAAUAAGAGUAAAGAGAUAGAAAAAGAAAUAAUAAUAGUAAAAGAUGUAGAUGUAAAAGUAGAGAAGAGGGAUAUAGAGGAAUAUUGUUAUCUGAUUGAAAAGAUACCAAAUACAAUCAUAUUAAACAUAAUAGAAAAGAUUGAAAAGAAUGUAGAUUUAAUAUGUUUACUGUUAACUUGUAAAAAGUUGUAUUAUAGUAUUAGACAACUGUAUAGUAGUAAUAAUAGUCGUACACUCAAAUUUAAACAAAUCAGAUACUAUGAUAAAGAUUACAACACAAAUAAUGAUGUAGUUAAAAGUUUAAAAUGCUUUAAUUUACAAUCAUUUAAAGGUAUAUUUGAUAAUAGUUUAUCCGAUCAAAUAGUAAUUUCUGAUAUUCAAGAUACACUACCAUCAUUAAAUAAUCAUCUUACAACUAAACAACAACAACAACAAUCAAUAACAACAAAUGAUAAUAAUAAUCAUAUCAACUAUUCAGUAUUAAUAUCAUUAUCAUAUGAUAGUAACAAAAAGAAGAACAAGUUGAAUGAUAUUAUUAUACCAACCAAUACAAAAGAUAUGUUUAUAUCAUAUGUAAAGGACGAGGAGGAGGAAGAAGAAGAUGAAGAGAAUUAUUAUCAAGAAGUAGUACCAAUUGAAUUGUUUGAAGGAUUACAACAACUAGAGACAUUAAGUUUGGGAUACUCUUCGAUUGGAUCAGAUCAAAUUGAAAAGUUACCAAACACCAUUAAAAAGUUACAUCUUGGUGAAUUGUUAUUGGGUACCAGUAGUAAUGGACAUCAAGUAACCUUGCCCGCUGGUCUUGAACAUCUGGAUUUCAUGAUCACUCCACCAAAUGGUAAAGAGUUGUGGGGUGGUCUGGGACUUGACAAACUUAAAUCACUCAAGACGUUAACCAUGCCACAUUUUGAUGGAUCCUUUACAACGCUGCCAACCACAUUGACAUCACUUGAUAUCAAUUUCGAAUCGGUUAAACCACCAAACCAAUUCUUUGAGUCGUUGGUACACCUCUCGACGCUCUACAUCUAUAUUCAUGUCCUUGACCAUGUCUUGGAUCUCACACAUAACCAUGCCCUUGAAAAGCUCGACAUCCACACUGGCUAUUCCGUGCUAGGGAUGGACAGCUUUUUCGUCAAGCUUCCGCUCUCGUCGUCAUUCAAGGAGCUCUACCAUCGUAGUAGUAGUUAUCCCUUGGCUGGGUUUUCAACGCAAUUCCUUCCAACCACGUUGACGCGGCUCGAAACCUCUGUUUGUGACUUGGAUUUGUCGACCAUACAGCUGCCAAGGUCUUUGGUGCAGGUAACCCUUGAAAACUGUCGUUCCAUUCCAGUUGGAUUUCUACCUCGGGAUGGUGGUGUCUUGAAAAAGCUCUCAAUCCACUUGGAUGGUUUCGAGGGUCUCUCAAAAGGAUCAAUUCCAUCAUCGGUACAGGAUUUGAAAUUGUUUCAUUAUUCUGGUCCUACCACCCCAGACUAUAUCCCCAACUCUAUCAAACGACUAUCAUGGUUUGGUAAUAUCGAUACACUUCCUCAAGGUUUGGAAUGUUUGAAAUGGAAAUAUCCAUUUGAUUCUUUUGUUUAUCCCUCUUCUUCUUCUUCAUCUUCUUCUUCUUCUUCACCACCACCAGUAAUACGCGCGUUACCACCAAUCAAUAUUCCACAAUCACUCACUAAACUUACACUUGAAUUGGAUGCCAUUUUAAAAGUGGAGGACCAUUUAAUUUAUUCGAUUUCAAAAUUGCGACAACAAGACGAUACAUACAACAUUUUACCAAAUAGUAUUUCAAAGUUAAAGAUUAAAUUACCAUAUCAUCAAUUAAAUACACCAUUUAGUUUUAGAUUGGAUGAGAUUAUAAAUCAAACAAAUGUGGAAACUCUAUCAAUUUAUGGAGCUGGACGAGUAUGGUUUAAUGCAACCAUUAAAAGAUUGGAAAGUGAUCAUUCAUCAGUAUUAUUGGUUAGUAACAAAUCAUUAUUUGGUGGUAUCAUUAAACAAACAAAAUUAAAUCAAAGUGGUAGUAAUCAAUAUGCUCCAAUUUAUUUACAUUACAACAAGUUACAUGAAUCACCAUCUUGGAGUCAUAAUGAAAAAAUAAUAAAUAAUUAA
This is a messenger RNA of Cavenderia fasciculata, 2109 nucleotides long. RefSeq lists its product as uncharacterized. The record is from RefSeq and is a predicted model, not a curated record. The transcript has a single exon. Lineage: Eukaryota; Evosea; Eumycetozoa; Acytosteliales; Cavenderiaceae. Bases 1 to 2109 code for a protein of 702 amino acids.